Messenger RNA from Anneissia japonica, 9962 nucleotides. RefSeq lists its product as uncharacterized. The transcript has 8 exons. Bases 33 to 9962 code for a protein of 3309 amino acids. The record is from RefSeq and is a predicted model, not a curated record. Lineage: Eukaryota; Metazoa; Echinodermata; Crinoidea; Comatulida; Comatulidae.
CCGAUAAAGAUUACAAAGAAAUAUUAUCAUCCAUGUCAGGGUGGUAUGACCGUCAUGGAUACAUCAAUAUGCUGAAAGUGUUGUACAGAGAUCUUGUAACAGAUCCUGAUAAGCUAUGUGCUGCGACAAAAGUGAUGGAUUUGUUUGAACUAUUACAUACCUCUGGACAUCUUAGUGGCACAAAUCUGACCAUCUUAAUUGAUACUAUCAAUGUAACUAAGCCAUUUGGUUUGGAGCCAGAAAUAAGAAGGCUGACAAUGACAACACUAUUGCCAGCGAGGACAGUAAUCAUAUCAAAAUUUACACGUAACAGACAAAUUCUGAUCGAGGUUGUUAACAAUCUCAAUGACGGUGAUGUCAAAGAGAUCUCAAAACAGUACAAUUGUUCACAAAAGGCCGACAGGUGGGAAUUAUUUGCAUAUUUGGAACAAAGAAACGUUUUUUGUGAAAAGAACAUGGAUAAUUUUAUGAGAACUAUAACAACAUCUCAAAUUAUUGAUUCACAAACUGACCCCCAAGGACUACCGUUUGCCGAAAGAGCAGCUAGCCAAAGAAAAUCUACCAUAGAUGACAAAGUACAGCUGAUGGUGAUUAAAGAUACAGAUGCUACAAACGAAAUUGGCCGAGCUAAAUCUUCAGAUAAUCUUUGCACGGUGGAAAACAAUAUCGUUAUUCAAGGCAAUCCAGGUUUUGUAACAGGCAGUCCAUUCAAUCAAUGUAAUAUUGGAACUGUUAAUGUUAGCACAACUGUAUUUCCUGCUACACAAGAUAAUGGUGUUCAACAUGUAGCUUCACCAUCCAGUCGACAAUCUCAGGAGCAGCUAAAAGUUAUCAAGGAUCAAUUGACAGCUCGACAGAAAAAGGUGUAUCAGGAUGUAAACCGAAUGACCCCGGCAACCUGGAAUAAGAAAUAUGAUAUAGACAUUAAUCAGGUAUUCACUAACCUCAUUCUACUAAAAUCGAAAAGAGAAAACAAAGAGAAACAAAGCAGAGGGACAACAACAGAUACAUCUGAGCCUGCACCUGAGCCUACAACAUUGACAGAGGUGUUGAGUAUUAUGAAAUCUACUGAUUCAUGUAAAACGCUAAUAACAGGUAAAGGAGGGAUGGGCAAAACCACCCUUCUCAGAUAUAUUGCUUAUAAUUGGGCUACUGACGUAGAUAAUACGUUUGAUGGUAAAAUAUUGUUUCUGAUAAACAUCAGAGACAUAAAAGAAAGUGCGAAUUUCCUGGAUGUAAUCAUGAGGCAAAUACAUUAUGCGAAAGAAAUAAUUCUGGAAAACAAUUUGCCAAAUGAUUCAGUUGAGAGAUUCUUGGUCAUUCAUGCUAAUGAAAUAGUAAUUUUAUUAGAUGGAUAUGAUGAGUUAGAAAGAAAUGCCAAAGACCCAGUAAAUUUAUUCAAAGGGCUUGAAUUAGGAAAAAGCACCGUGUUGUUAACAUCUCGGCCUGAGAAUAUAGAUGAUUUGAUUAAAAAUUGCGAUGUGCAAUUUGAAGUGAAUGGAUUUAGUAAAAUAAACAUUCGAGAGUAUAUUUAUAAAUAUUUUGCUUCAAUCAAUAAAAUUGAAUUGGGUAAAUCACUAAAUCAAGAGCUCGGACUAAUUUCAACUGAACAUGCAUAUUUUGCUGGUGGUAAUCGCAAAGUAACACUUGAAUUGUGCUCAUCUCCACUGUUAUUGCUUAAGGUUUGUACCAUAUGGGGACAGAAACAACAUAUUCCUGAAGACUUGUCAGAUCUUUUCAAGGAACUGUUUUGUUGCAUUUUAAAUCAAUACAAAAACAGGUCUGGAAAUAAAAUUGCUGUUUCCCAAUUUAAUAAAAUUCCAAAGGAAUAUAAAUGUGCCAUUCUGGCAUUAGGAAAAUGCAUCUAUGAAGGUCUACAGGAAAAUUUACUGACUAUAGACAAAUAUGAGUUAACAAAGAUACUUGAGAAUGACGAAGACCUAGUAGAUUUAGCACUGAAACCUGGAUUUGUUUAUAGAAAUAACCCUGUUUGUCCUGAUGAUUUAAAUGAAAUUUACACAACUCCACACAAGUUACUCUCUGAAGCGCUAGCGGGAUUUCAUGUGGCGGAACAAACUCAGAUAGAUCGUUUUAUAGUUGAUGAGUAUGAGAUGAUAAGAUCUAAUAAAUAUUUACACAUGACAAGAGUGUUUGCAAUAGGAUUUCUAGGUGAUGAUGCUGGUAAGUUACUAAAACAUUGGUUGAUAAUCGGGCCAUCAAAUUAUUAUUCAUUAGCACAAUAUUUUAGAUAUAUAAAAAAAGAACACCAGGAACACGUUCUACAAAUACUAGAUGAGCAUAUGUCAAUUGAAAUGAAAAACCAAUCUGAACAAAUGUAUGACUCAUUUGAAAAUGUUCUUCCUUGGCUUUGUGAUGAAAGUGUAACAGUAAGUAAGGGUGUACAUUUGAUAUCACUGAUGAGCCGGUGUUGUGUUAAGUAUGAAGAACAACCUGAAAAACUUGAGCAAUGUAUGCUAUCCAAUAUUGAAAAAUCUACUGAAAUCUCACAUAUCUGUUCAGUGCUAGUUCAUAUCUUAUUUAUACUCCAAGGAUUAGUUAGGGAUCAUUGUAGGGGAUGUAUAAACAUGUUUAACUACCUCAACAGUUGGAAAGAAACGGAAAUUGAUAUUCUUUCAGCUACAAUGGGGAAACUUAAAUUUCAAUAUACUUGGAUUGCCUUUGAAGUUUCUACCGAGAUGAAUCCUAAACUUCUGAUUUUGCUUUUGAAAAAUGCUUCUUAUUUGGCAUCUCUAAGCUUUUACUAUAACAGUGUAACUGGUGUAGUGUUGAAUCAAGUGUUAACUGACCUUCUUGAAAGUCAAACUUCCUUGAAACUAAGUGAACUUGAUCUUAGCAAAAAUGAUCUAUAUGAUGGAGUAUCAUUUGUAAAUUUAGUUAAAACUGCACCUCAAUUGAAAGUACUAAAAAUGAGUGACUGCAAAUUAACAGGAACAAUUCUAAAUGAAAUGGUCAUAGAGUGCCAGAGCUACCAAGUGGUAUUAAAUUUAAAACAUCUUGACAUCAGCCGUAAUAAUUUCAGAGGUAGUAAUGAGGCAAUACUUGUAAAUUUACUUAAAAUAGUUCCUAAACUGGAAUUUUUAGAUAUUAGUGAAAAUUACAUGACAUUUAGAUUUAGGUUUAACUUUGGUGAGGUAUUGCAAAAACUUGAUCUGAAUGGCAACGACCUUUCAAAUAUUAAUGGUGUAUUCCUUAUUAAGCUAAUGAGGUUAUUAGAUGAUGAUUCCUUUACAUGGGUUAAUUAUAGUCUUACAUGCGUUAACUUGCAAGAUCUUGUAAAUUCAUGUGGUGUAGAUGUUAGAUUGACAUGGAAUUACUUAAAAUUAAGUGGGAUUAAUCUAGCAUCAGUCAGUGGAAGAACAUUAGCACGUCUAAUUAAAAUUUCUCCACAACUGAGCCACCUUGAAAUGAAAAAUUGUAAUUUGUCAGGCAAUAGCAUAAGAGAUUUAUUAAAUGAAUGUGAUAACAUUGGUGUGGUAUUGAAAGACAAUAUGCUUAGACUACAGGUCAAUGAUCUUUCGGAUAUCGACGGUGUAUCACUUGCCAAGUUAGUGAGAAUGAUUGCUGAAUAUAAAUAUGAAUAUCCCGCUAAAAAAAAAAUCACAUGGUGUAAAUAUUGUCUUUCAGCUGUUAACUUGCAAGAUCUUGUAAAUGCAUGUGGGGUAGAUGGUAGAAUGACAUGGAAUAACUUAGAUUUAAGUGGGAUUAACCUAGCAUCUGUUAAUGGAAAAACAUUAGCACGUCUAAUCGAAAUCUCUCCACAACUGAGUCAUCUUAAUAUGAGAAAUUGUAAUCUGUCAGGCAGUAGCAUAAGAGAUGUAUUAAAUGAAUGUGAUAAGAUCGAUGUAGUAUUGAAAGACAAUAUGCUUAAACUAAAGGACAAUUUCAUUUUUUAUAUUGAUGGUGUAUCACUUGCAAAGUUUGUGAGAAUGAUUUCUAAAUCAGAAUAUUAUGAUAAUCAUCCCAUUAAUGAACCAUUCGCAUGGUGGAACUAUUGUCUUUCAGCUGUUAACCUGCAAGAUCUUGUUAAUUCAUGUGGUGUAGAUGGUAGAUUGCCAUGGAAUUGUUUAGAUUUAAGUGGGAUUAACCUAGCAUCAGUCAAUGGAAAAACAUUAGCACGUCUAAUACAAAUCUCCCCACAACUGUGCCAUCUUGAUAUGAGAAAUUGUAAUUUGUCAGGCAGUAGUAUAAGAGAUAUAAUAAUUGAAUGUGAUAAGAUCGGUAUGGUAUUGAACAGCAAUAUGCUCAGAGUAAGAUUCAAUAACCUUUCAGAUAUCGAUGGUGCAUCACUUGCUAAGUUAGUGAGAAUUAUUGAUGUGUGUCGUCAUGAUUAUUCCAAUUCUCCUUAUAAUUAUUUGAGUUUAGAAAGACGGGCUUCCCCACAAUACCAACAACCAUUCAUAUGGAACGAUUAUUGUCUUUCAGCUGUUAACUUGCAAGAUCUUGUAAAUUCAUGCGGUGACGAUGGUAGAUUGCCAUGGUCUAAUUUGGAUUUAAGUGGGAUUAAUCUAGCAUCCGUCAAUGGAAGAACAUUAGCACGUUUAAUUAAAAUUUCUCCACAACUAAGCAAUCUUGAUUUGAGAAAUUGUAAUUUGUCAGGCAGUAGUAUAAGAGAUGUAUUAAAUGAAUGUGAUAAGAUGGGUGUGGUAUUGAAAGGCACAGUUCUCAGACUAAAAGGCAAUGACCUCUCUGAUAUCGAUGGUGUAUUACUUGCUAAGUUAGUGAGAAUUAAUCCUGACUGUGAUUAUGAUUAUUCCAAUUUUCCUGAUAAACUAUUGCUGAUGUCUAUAUUAGGAGGUCGGGCUUUCAUGUCAAAAUCAUUCAUAUGGAACGAUUAUUGUCUUUCAGCUGUAAACCUGCAAGAUUUUGUAAACUCAUAUGGUGUGGAAGAUGGACUCACGUGGAAUAAGCUAGAUUUAAGUGGGAUUAAUCUAUCAUCCGUCAAUGGAAAAACAUUAGCACGUCUAAUUAAAAUCUCUCCACAACUAAGCGAUCUUGAUAUGAGAAAUUGUAAUUUGUCAGGUAGUAGUAUAAGAGAUGUAUUAAAUGAAUGUGAUAAGAUGGGUGUGGUAUUGAAAGACAAUAUGCUCAGACUAAAAGGCAAUGACCUCUCCGAUAUCGAUGGUGUAUCACUUGCUAAGUUAGUGAGAAUAAAUGCUGCAUUCGAUUAUGAUUAUUCCAAUACUUCUAAUCAAUGUUUAAGAUUACAAAGUCAGGCUUCCCUGUCGGAACCAUUCAUAUGGAAUGAUUAUUGUUUUUCAGCUAUAAACCUGCAAAGUUUUGUAAAUUCAUGUGGUGUAGAAGGUAGACUACUAUGGACUAAUUUAAAUUUAAGAGGGAUUGACCUAGCAUCAGUCAAUGGAAGAACAUUAGCACGUCUAAUCAAAAUCUCUCCACAGCUGAGCAAUCUUGAUAUGAUAAAUUGUAAUUUGUCGGGUAGUACUAUAAGAGAUGCAUUAAACGAAUGUGAUAAAAUGGGUGUGGUAUUAAAAGGCAUAAUUCUCAGACUAAAAGGCAAUGACCUUUCAGAUAUCGAUGGUGUAUCACUUGUUAAGUUAGUGAGAAUGAUUACCGGUACUGUAUGUCGUUUUAAAGAUCGGGCUUCCCUACCAGAACCAUUCAUAUGGAAUGAUUAUUGUUUUUCAGCUGUAAACCUGCAAGAUUUUGUAAGUUCAUGUGGUGUAGAUGAUAGACUAAUAUGGACUAAUUUAAAUUUAAGUGGGAUUAAUCUAGCAUCCGUCAAUGGAAGAACAUUAGCACGUCUAAUCAACAUCUCUCCACGGCUAAGCCAUCUUGAUUUGAGAAAUUGUAAUUUGUCAGGCAGUAGUAUAAGAGAUGUAAUAAAUGAAUGCGAUAAGAUGGGUGUGGUAUUGAAAGGCAAAAUGCUUAAAAUAAAAGGCAAUGAUCUCUCAGAUAUCGAUGGCCUAUCACUUGCUAAGUUAGUGAGAAUGAAUGCUGCAUUUGGUUAUUCCAAUACAUUUAAUCAACGUUUGAGAUUACAAGGUCGGGCUUCCCUGCCAGAAAUAUUCAUAUGGAAUGAUUAUUGUUUUUCAGCUGUAAACCUGCAAAGUUUUGUAAAUUCAUGUGGUGUAGAAUGUAGACUACUAUGGACUAAUUUAGAUUUAAGUGGGAUUAACCUAGCGUUAGUCAAUGGAAGAACAAUAGCAUAUCUAAUCAAAAUCUCUCCACAACUUAGCCAUCUUGAUAUGAGAAAUUGUAAUUUGUCAGGCAGUAGUAUAAGAGAUGUAGUAAAUGAAUGUGAUAAGGACGAUGUGGUAUUGAAAGACAAUAUGCUUAAACUAAAGGACAAUGACCUUUCAGAUAUCAAUGGUGUAUCACUUGCUAAGUUAGUGAGAAUUAUUGUUGUAUGUAGUUACGAAUAUUUCAUGGCAGGAUAUCGGACUUUCUCACAUAAAUCACAAACAUUCAUAUGGAAUAAUUAUCGUUUUUCAGCUAUUAACCUGCAAGAUCUUGUAAAUUCAUGCGGUGACGAUGGUAGAUUACCAUGGUCUAAUUUAGAUUUAAGUGGGAUUAAUCUAGAAUCCGUCAAUGGAAGAACAAUAGCACGUCUAAUUAAAAUUUCUCCACAUCUAAGCGAUCUUGGUAUGAGAAAUUGUAAUUUGUCAGGUAGUACUAUAAGAGAUGUAUUAAACGAAUGUGAUAAGAUGGGUGUGGUAUUAAAAGGCACAAUUCUUAGACUGAAAGGCAAUGACCUUUCAGAUAUCGAUGGUGUAUCACUCGCUAAGUUAGUGAGAAUGUUUACUGUAUGUUCCAAUACUUCUCAUAUCUGUUCUAGGUUUAUUGAAGAUCAGGCUUUCCUACUAGAACCAUUCAUGUGGAAUGAUUAUUGUUUUUCAGCUGUAAACCUGCAAGAUUUUGUAAGUUCAUGUGGUGUAGAUGAUAUACUAAUAUGGACUAAUUUAAAUUUAAGUGGGAUUAAUCUAGCAUCCGUCAAUGGAAAAACAUUAGCACGUCUAAUCAACAUCUCUCCACAGCUAAGCCAUCUUGAUUUGAGAAAUUGUAAUAUGUCAGGCAGUAAUAUAAGAGAUAUAUUAAAUGAAUGUGAUAAGAUGGGUGUGGUAUUAAGAGGCAGCAUGCUUAGGUUACAGGAUAAUGACCUUUCAGCUGUUAACUUGCAAGAUCUUGUAAAUUCAUGCGGUGACGAUGGUAGAUUAUGGUCUAAUUUGGAUUUAAGUAGGAUUAAUCUAGAAUCCGUCAAUGGAAGAACAAUAGCACGUCUAAUUAAAAUUUCUCCACAUCUAAGCAAUCUUGAUAUGAGAAAUUGUAAUUUGUCAGGUAGUACUAUAAGAGAUGCAUUAAACGAAUGUGAUAAGAUGGGUGUGGUAUUGAAAGGCACAAUUCUUAGACUGAAAGGCAAUGACCUUUCAGAUAUCGAUGGUGUAUCACUUGUUAAGUUAGUGAGAAUGUUUGCUGUAUGUCGUUAUGAUUAUUACAAUAGUUUUCAUAACCGUUUUAGGUUUUUUGAAAAUCGGGCUUCCCUACCAGAACCAUUCAUAUGGAAUGAUUAUUGUUUUUCAGCUGUAAACCUGCAAGAUUUUGUAAGUUCAUGUGGUGUAGAUGAUAGACUAAUAUGGACUCAUUUAAAUUUAAGUGGGAUUAAUCUAGCAUCCGUCAAUGGAAGAACAUUAGCACGUCUAAUCAACAUCUCUCCACAGCUAAGCCAUCUUGGUAUGAGAAAUUGUAAUUUGUCAGGCAGUAGUAUAAGAGAUAUAUUAAAUGAAUGUGAUAAGAUGGGUGUGGUAUUAAGAGGCAGUAUGCUUAGGCUACAGGAUAAUGACCUUUCAGCUGUUAACUUGCAAGGUUUUGUAAAUUCAUGCGGUGACGAUGGUAGAUUACAAUGGUCUAUUUUGGAUUUAAGUGGGAUUAAUCUAGCAUCCGUUAAUGGAAGAACAAUAGCACGUCUAAUUAAAAUUUCUCCACAUCUAAGCAAUCUUGGUAUGAGAAAUUGUAAUUUGUCAGGCAGUAGUAUAAGAGAUGUAUUAAACGAAUGUGAUAAGAUGGGUGUGGUAUUAAAAGGCACAAUUCUCAGACUAAAAGGCAAUGACCUUUCAGAUAUCGAUGGUGUAUCACUCGCUAAGUUAGUGAGAAUUAUUGCUGUGUGUCGUUAUGAUUAUUCCAAUUUUCGUUAUAACCAAUUGAGUUUAGUACGGGCUUCCCCACAAUACCAACAGCCAUUCAUAUGGAACGAUUAUUGUCUUUCAGCUGUUAACUUGCAAAGUCUUGUAAAUUCAUGCGGUGAAAAUGGUAGAUUGCCAUGGUCUAAUUUAGAUUUAAGUGGAAUUAUUCUAGCAUCCGUCAAUGGAAGAACAAUAGCACGUCUAAUUAAAAUCUCUCCACAACUAAGCAAUCUUGAUAUGAGAAAUUGUAAUUUGUCAGGCAGUAGUAUAAGAGAUAUAUUAAUUGAAUGUGAUAAGAUGGGUGUGGUAUUGAAAGGCAAAAUUCUCAGACUAAAAGGCAAUGACAUUUCAGAUAUUGAUGGUGUAUACCUUGCUAAAAUAGUGAAAUUAUCAGUCGAUGUACCUUUCAAAUGGCAUGAGUAUUUUCUUUCUACAGCUAACCUUCAAGACCUUGUAAGUUCACUUGGUAAAGAUAAUUCAAAUAUUGAGAUAGAUUUGAGUAAUAUUAAUCUGUCUGAAUUAAAUCCUUCAUUUUUCAGUACAUUAGGAAAUAUCUACAAUAUUAUAAUGAUCGAUUGUAGUCUACGUAAGAGUAUGUUGCAUGAUUCGGUGCAGAUGCUUUCAGAUCGUAACGUCAAAUUAGCACUUGUUAAACUAGAUCUCGGCAAUAACAACCUUGCUGAAUUAAGUGGACAGUCACUAACUUCACUUUUAUGUAUUUUCCCUAACUUACGACAACUGAGUAUGAGCAGGUGCCAUUUGCGGAGCAUAGUAUUAUAUGAUAUGGUUACAAAAUGCAAAGAAAGAAAUAUUGUUUUUAGAAUCACUGACCUUGAUCUUAGUGGCAAUGAUUUUAGUAGCCUUAAUGGGGCAACAAUCUCUGCUUUGUCUAGACAUAUCCCUUUUCUAAAACGCCUCAACAUGAGUGACUGUAGUUUAUCAGGUAGCAUUAUGGAGGAUUUAUCAAAGAUAUCUUCAGAUGGAAAAAGAAUGAUGGCGUUAAAAAACGUAAACCUAAGUGGCAACAAUUUUAAUGUACUUUGUAAAACAAUAGCUGCGCCUGGGUUUAAUGGUUUGAUAAGAUUUGUUCCUGGUUUGAAGACACUUGAUAUUAGUAAAUGUAGUCUAUCAGGUAGCAUUGUGCAACAUUUGUGUUCAGAAAACAAUAAAUUGAUGAAAUUAACAAGCAUUUCUCUUGGAGGGAAUGAUCUCAGUGGUCUAAAUUGGUCAUCAAUUGCUUCAGAAUUUCUAUUUACAUUUACAAGACUUAAGAUUCUGAAGAUAAAUGAUUGUCAUUUGACAGGUAGUGGUCUACAUAAUAUAGCAAAUUACUUCUCAAAGACAGGUCUAGGUUAUAUUUUGAAAUUAACUGAAGUUGAUCUGAGUAAUAAUGAUCUGGGUAACGUUGACGUACCUUCAUUAUUACCAUUAAUACAAGCUGUACCGAAAAUGGAAGUCCUCAACAUAAGUAACUGUAAUAUAAAGGGUAAAGAUGUAACUGAUUUAAUACAUGUUUUAUUAUAUGUAGAUUCCUGGUCUUCAUUGCGUCAUUUUUAUGUUCACAAGAACAAUUUCAGUGACAUUGAUGGGUCAUCCCUAGCUUCUAUCUCGUCAUUUAAUCAUUUAUUAUAUCUAGAUGUAUCUUCUUGUCAUUUAAAUGAUGACAUUUUUAUAGACAUGGUAGAUUCAUGGAAAUUUGAGAGUCUUCAUUCAUUACAAAUUAACAUUCGUGAUAACAAUGUAGUUAAUAAGUUCAAGGUUGAAAAGAAACUUAGUGCUAUCACAUGCGACCUUAAAACUGAUUGA